Molecule: messenger RNA, 388 nt
Organism: Xyrichtys novacula (pearly razorfish)
Lineage: Eukaryota; Metazoa; Chordata; Actinopteri; Labriformes; Labridae
Source: the annotation of a GenBank genome assembly
AUGGCAUUGAAAAAAAAGGAUACCUUGUGUGAUGCUGUCACCGACGAUCAAGGUGGUGGGGGGAAACAGCGGCAGGGGUUGCAUGGCUCCUGUACCUGGGGCAGGGCAGGUGGCCGGGCUGCGAGGACUCGGUGGUGCGGGGAUGGUCUGCCAUUUCGGUCUGGGGCGGCAGUGGCGGGCCCGGCUGAGUUCUGUCGGACUGCCUCUCGGAGAAACCUCUUGCGGGCGGCUGAGGACGCAGUCUGGCUCUCAGAGCGGUGGUCAAGGCGGGUCCCGGGACACUGCCCGCAACCAGGGACCGACGGAGAGGGGUCCCCUCCGCCAGUACCAGGCCACACGGGAAUCCCUCCGCACACCGGCAGGGAGGUGUUCUACACGCUAGCGCCCG